UCUCCUCGCGAGAGACUCCGUUCUCAUGCUCGCUGCGGGGGUCGGAGGUCAGAGCGAGCGUCUCGCGGGCCGUAGGAGGAAGAUGGCGGUGGAGUCGCGCGUUACCCAGGAGGAAAUUAAGAAGGAGCCGGAGAAACCGAUCGAUCGGGAGAAAACGUGCCCGCUGCUGCUGCGUGUUUUCACCACCAAUAACGGCCGCCACCACCGAAUGGACGAGUUUUCCCGCGGAAACGUGCCGUCCAGCGAGCUCCAGAUCUACACUUGGAUGGAUGCAACAUUGAAAGAACUGACUAGUUUAGUAAAAGAAGUCUACCCAGAAGCUAGAAAGAAGGGCACACACUUCAAUUUUGCAAUUGUUUUUACAGAUCCUAAAAGGCCUGGCUAUCGAGUAAAGGAGAUUGGCAGCACCAUGUCUGGGAGGAAGGGGACUGAUGACUCCAUGACCCUGCAGUCACAGAAGUUCCAAAUAGGAGACUAUCUGGACAUAGCAAUCACACCUCCAAAUCGGGCACCACCUCCUUCAGGGCGCAUGAGACCAUAUUAAGUUUUAUUUACUAUUUCUUGAAUUAUUUUUCAAUCAGUUAUGUAAAAUAAAUUCUUUUUCCUUCCCUCA
Messenger RNA from Nyctereutes procyonoides (raccoon dog), 613 nucleotides. RefSeq names its product Sin3A associated protein 18 (gene SAP18). The transcript has 4 exons. Gene Ontology annotation, biological process: negative regulation of DNA-templated transcription. Lineage: Eukaryota; Metazoa; Chordata; Mammalia; Carnivora; Canidae. The record is from RefSeq and is a predicted model, not a curated record. The coding region runs from base 26 to 544 and encodes 172 amino acids. Gene Ontology annotation, cellular component: nucleus. Gene Ontology annotation, molecular function: transcription corepressor activity; transcription factor binding.